GAACGGAAAAGAAAACAGAGAGAGAGAGAGAGAGAGAGGGAGGGAGCGGGAACGAUCGAUCCGCCAUGGCCGUCAGGGAGAACCUUGUUCAAUGAUCAGCGAGUCCGAAGGUACCUCCCCGAAACUGCGACCUUCUGAACCAGCUUUUUUGCCGUCCCGCGGAUUUCCCGGGAGCCACUCCCGCUCUUUUCGUCGCUAGCUCUGGUGGUUCCGGAUCCUUAGUGAGGGUAGCUUAUAUUUUAAGGGGUUUUCCGUUUCUCCUGCUGGUGGAGCGCUCGCGGGUGCGGGAUUCUGCGUCCGUUUCUCUCCGGAACCUGGAGAUUUUGGCGUGCGGUUGGAUCUAGGGUUUUUUUUGGGGGUCUCUUGCUGUCCACUUUGGUUCUUUGGGUGGGGAAAGUUGUUUUUUUUUUUUUUUGGUCCGGUGAAUGUUUGUGGUGCUCCUGGGUUGGCAGUUCGAGAUCUAACAGAAUUCGACCUAAAGGAGAGUCUUUUGGGGUUUCUGUGAACGGGUUUAUCACCUUCCCUUCUUAGUCGUUUUGAUUCCCUUAGUAAGUUUUUGUGCGUCAAUUUUGGCGUUUCUCUGGUUCCCAUCGCCGAUUGGGGUAUUUAGAAGGAGGAAGUUUAAAAUUUUCUUGUUUGUUCUGUGUUUUGAUUUGCUUUCUUCGUUUCGUUGUUUGUCAUUUCGAGAAAAUAUUUGUGUUCCGGAGGCGUUUGAUUUUCCUUUUUUUGGGUGGAAAUUUGUCCUUUGUUGUGUAGUUUCUUGCUCUAAGUUUGCAAAGAGUGUCUUCUCGUGUAGUAUAUCGUCAAGUGAGGUCUUGAUUCUACUUCUUCCUUGUCCGUUCUGUAGUUUCUUCGGUAUAAGCUCUUCUGUCUGUGUCUUGUAUGGGAUGGUGAGAAGCCUUCUCUUGUAAGAAUGCCUGCUACCGAUUAUCAAGGUUCUUCUGUGCCUUUUGCAUCAAUAGGGCGUUCAAUUUUGAGUAUAAGGCGUGAUCAGGUUCAUUCUAUGGAAGGGAAUUUGGAGUCUGCCUCUGCUCAAGACCAGAGACUUGAGGCUUUCCAGCGCAUGGUCACUGAAAACUUCCACGACCUUUCAUCUUGCAACCCUGACGAGUUCCUUUCACUGUCAUGGAUUAGUCGCCUCCUUGAUGGGUUCCUUUCCUGCCAAGAGGAGUUCAGGGCAAUCCUUCAAAGCCAUCGGUUUCAGUUCGCCAAACCCCCGCUUGACCGCCAGACGUCUGAAUUUUUUGAGCGCAGUGUCAAGGCGCUUGAUAUAUGCAAUGCCAUUCGCGAUGGAAUUGAGCAGGUCCGACAAUGGCGCAAGCAACUUGAGAUCGUUCUGUCUGCAUUGGAUUCGCGCCAGCGCACUCUCGGUGAGGGGCAGUUCCGGAGGGCAAAGAAAGCAUUGACUGACUUGUCCAUCGGGAUGCUCGAGGAAAAGGAAGGAGGGUCUGUUCUAGCUCAGAGAAAUAGGUCUUUUGGACGCAAUUCCAGCAAAGAGCGAUCGGUGGGGCAUUUUAGAUCCCUUUCGUGGAGUGUAUCUCGCUCUUGGUCAGCAGCUCGCCAACUUCAGGCUAUUGGGAACAACCUUAACGCUCCUCGUCACAAUGACGUCUUAGCGACCGGUGGGCUUGCGGUGCUUGUAUACACCAUGAACACAGUUCUUCUAUUUGUUAUGUGGGUUCUAGUUGCAGCAAUACCUUGUCAAGAUAGGGGCCUUCAAAUGCAUUUCUCAGUUCCGCGUAACUUCUCAUGGGCUGCUGCUGUGCUUUCCCUGCAUGAGAAGAUAGUGGAGGAAUCCAAGAAGAGGGAUCGCAGGAACUCAUGUGGGCUGCUUAAGGAGAUACACCAAAUUGAAAAAUGUGCACGUCAUAUAACAGAGUUGGCAGAUUCUGUCCACCUCCCGCUGUCUGUGGAUAAGGAGAAGGAAGUAAGGCAACGAGUUGAGGAGUUAGGCCAGGUAUGUGAAGUAUUGAAAGAUGGGCUCGAUCCGCUUGAGCACCAGGUUAGGAAUGUCUUCCACAGGAUCGUUCAUAGCCGAACUGAGGGCCUUGAUUGUUUGGGAAGGCCACACAGUUCCGAGUAAUAUGCUUUGCUGUUUGGGUGCUUAUGUUGGUGUAAAGUUUUGCAAUUGUAUCGUUUCUUUUCGAGCAAUUCACUUUGAGGAUGUGAAAUCUGUCGUUUUAAUGGAAGGAAAGGAUAUAGCUAUACCCCCAGUUCCCUGCCCGCCGUGAAUAAGAUGUUUCUGUGAUGUGAUGGGAAGCAGGCAGUGCCCUCUGUAUCUAGAAAACACAUUUUGUACAAAAAAUGGUUGCCCUCACCAUACCAUCGGUACUAUAUCUUGGCUUCAGCUUUUGUUGUAUAAUUUCUGACGGUGUCCCAAUGCUGAAUUGAUACUUUGUAGCUCUGACAUGCCUUUCCUUCUUGCACUUCCUCUUUUCCCAUAUAAUAAAUGUAUAUUUUGUUUCCCA
Messenger RNA from Nymphaea colorata (pocket water lily), 2468 nucleotides. Its product is annotated as protein ROH1-like. The record is from RefSeq and is a predicted model, not a curated record. NCBI's taxonomy places the organism in Eukaryota, Viridiplantae, Streptophyta, Magnoliopsida, Nymphaeales, Nymphaeaceae. The transcript has a single exon. The coding region runs from base 914 to 2083 and encodes 389 amino acids.